Chironomus riparius is the source of this 939-nucleotide messenger RNA. The record is from the annotation of a GenBank genome assembly. NCBI's taxonomy places the organism in Eukaryota, Metazoa, Arthropoda, Insecta, Diptera, Chironomidae.
AUGAUUGAUUGUGUAAUUAUUGAGUGUGAUGGAAAUAAUCAGUCAUUUACUGAAAUGUCAAAAUUCUUACAUCGAGAUUCACUUAAAAACACUAAUAGCACACCAAUGACUUCAGAAGCUCAAAUGAACAAUAACCUCAAGCAUCAAAUUGAGGAUGAACACAAGCUUUUAAUGAAAAAAGAGGAGGUUACACUUCAGAAAUUAAAGAAACUUCAACAAGAUAGUACAAAAAUUAUUGAGGAGCUCAACGAGAAGUAUAAAGAGAUUAAAGAUACUGAUAAAAUCAUCAGGAAGAAAUUGGGUGAAACGCAAGCAGAUAAUUGCAAUAUGAAGGAGACAAAGCAACAAUCAGCAACAACUUCAACAACCACAAAAAUGGAUAAUGCAGCUAUUAAAAUCGAAGAUGGUUUGGAAUAUUGCAUAGUUAAACUGACUAUUGAUGCUCCUCAAAUCACAUCAAGUUUUUAUUCGCCAAGAUCAGAUUUCAUUAUAAAACUGGAAAAUGUUGAAAAGUUUGAGCAGGAUAAGACAGUACUUAAAGAUGAACUACAUUACAUGGAGAAUUUAAAAUCAGCGAAAGUGCUUUUGAAACGUGAGUUAGUGUACAGGAAGAAAGAAGCAGAAGAUUUGUCAACAAAACACGCCAAUUUGAAGAACAAAAAGGAUCACUUGAAGGUCAACUAUAAACUUACAAUUGAUGGAGAACUAGGAGGAGGAUCAAAUCAUCAGGAACCGGAGUAUAUCCAGGAGAAGGCAUUUACUGACAAAAAUCAAGAAGAAGCUGGUGAAUUUUACAAUGAAUUGGAAGAGGAGAAUUGGACGCUUAUAUGCAUAGAUAAGGAAUUCUCAGAUGUGAGCAUCAAAUUAGAAGCAGCUGAGACAAUCAUCAAGCAAGAAGCAUCAACAACUUUUCUUUUGAUGCCAUUAAAUGAGCAAUAA